Molecule: messenger RNA, 1002 nt
Organism: Cryptomeria japonica (Japanese cedar)
Lineage: Eukaryota; Viridiplantae; Streptophyta; Pinopsida; Cupressales; Cupressaceae
Product: pentatricopeptide repeat-containing protein At4g13650-like
Exons: 2
Coding region: 1-1002 (333 amino acids)
Biological process (GO): RNA modification
Molecular function (GO): RNA binding; protein binding
Source: RefSeq, a predicted model, not a curated record
AUGCAGCUAGCAGGUGUAAAGCCAGACUCGACAACCUUUUCCAGCCUCCUCCCAGCGUGUGCCAAAAUGGGAGCUUUAGAACAGGGUAUGAACCUCCAUCAAGACAUAAUUGAAAGAGGAUUGUGGUCAGAUGUCUCAGUUGCCAACGCCCUUAUAGACAUGUAUGCAAAAUUUGGAAGGAUACACAAGUCAUCUGAAAUAUUUGACAAAAUACUUCAAAGGGACAUGGUCGCGUGGAAUUCAAUGAUUGGAGGAUAUGCACAAAAUGGGUUUUUUGAAAAGGCUAUGGAAACCUUUAAUCAAAUGCUAUUGGCCGAUAUAAUGCCAGACUUCACAACCUUUGCCAGCAUCCUACCAGCCUGUCCAAAAAUGGAAGCUUUACAACUGGGAAUGAACCUUUAUCAAAGCAUAAUCAAAAGUGGAUUUCUACUGCCUCAAAGAGAUGCCAUCUCAUGGAACGCCAUGGUUGCGGGAUAUGCACAAAAUGGGGUAUUUGAAAAGGCUUUGGAAACAUUUAAGAAAAUGUUGUUGGCAGAUGUAAAGCUAAACUCCACAACCUUUGCCAGCAUCCUACCAGCCUGCACAAAAAUAGGAGCUUUAAAGCAGAGUAUGGGCAUACAUCAAUUCAUAAUCAAAAGCGGAUUUUCUUCAGAUGUUGUAGUGACCAAUGCCUUGAUAGACGUGUAUGCAAAAUGUGGAAACAUACACGGGGUACGUGAAGAGUUUGACAAAAUGCUUGAAAAAGAUGUCAUCUCAUGGAAUGCCCUGGUUUUAGGAUAUGCACAAAAUGGAUUUUGCAAUGAUGCUCUCAAACUCUUUGAACAAAUGCAGCACUUUGGAACACACCCUGGCCAUGUAAGCUUCGCUUGUGUUUUGUUUGCAUGCAGCCAUGCAGGUUUAGUGGAUGAGGACUGUAAAUACUUCAAUAGUAUGAGUGACUCUUACUACAUUAUACCUAAAACAAAUCACUAUGUGUGCAUACUGCAUGGUCGACCUUCUUAG